Molecule: messenger RNA, 18139 nt
Organism: Styela clava
Lineage: Eukaryota; Metazoa; Chordata; Ascidiacea; Stolidobranchia; Styelidae
Product: E3 ubiquitin-protein ligase UBR4-like
Molecular function (GO): zinc ion binding
Source: RefSeq, a predicted model, not a curated record
UUUAUUGUUUAUUUUAUAUUUGGUAUUGAGGUGUUGCCCGAUAGUAUAUGUAAUAUAAUAAUAUAUAUAUUUGUAUAUGCAGGAAGUAGGCUAUCAAUUUGUAAAAACUUGGCAACUUUCAUUUUGCUCGGUAAAGCCACAGCACCAUUUCAAAAUAUUGCUGAUGGCAAACAAGCGCUGGCUUGUGUGUGAAAUGUUGUGUAAAAAUUUUGUUUAAUACUAGUCAUUAAGUUUGCGAUCAUAAAAAUACCGUAUUACAAGCAUCCCCCGAAAUCUAGCAAACAAUUUUUCUCGUCGUCCGUCCACUUGUAAGCCACGCCCACUAGAAGUUAUUCAGGUAAGAAACUACACGAGACCCAGCGUAUGGGUUGGAGAUUAAUUUGUGCCGGUAUCGACAGUUGAAUAUUCAUGGUCUAUUAUCACCUUAUUACAGAUAAAGGGAUGACCUUAAAUGGCUCAAGGUGUUAAUUAAUUCAAAGAAAUGUAUUUGUACAUAGUCAGUAAUAUGACGUUGAAUUAGUGCUGUAGUGAUGAUAGGUAAAAAAGAUAGGCAGUUACUUGUUUUCUAGGUAUAUGACUUUCUUGUGCGUACUGUUUUGGCCUAGCUUAGAGAGAUGAUUUUGACAUUCAGACAUUGGGCGUCAAAUAAAAUAAAAUACUGUUAAUGUAAUUCGAAAUAAAAACAUUCAUGACAGAAAAAGAUUGAUAUUGCCUGUGUCUCUCAAAGUUGAUUGAAAUUAAAUUGAAUAUAUUUGAGCGAUGUUUAGCUCACUUGAUUAGUUUAUGAAACUUUUAAAAUAUAUUUCGCAUGUAAUCCUUUUUAACACCGUAAUAUUUUUGUUUGUCCAUAAACCGAAAAGUAUUUUUAAAGCAUUGUAAAAAGGUAGUUGCGAACGAACAUUGCUACUUUUAUUUGCAAUUCAGAAAUUAUCUGAAUGUUUUUAUUUUUUGGUAGUAUUAGAAAGUAUACUGACAAAGAGUAUUGUAUGAUUCAUGUUACUUAGUGAACUCUAAUCCUUUUUAAUAGUCCAUCCCUUAUAUUGUGGAAUUUUGAAUAUUAUGAAACAGAAAAUAUUAACUAUGCUAAAAAAGAAAAAAUAUUGAUUUAAAUAUGAUAAACUGGAAUAAGGCUGUGAAACCGCUGUUAGGCGGGCCUCUAGCCUCCCCUCCAUCUGGUUUCACAACGGAAGAUUUGAAUGCGGUGAUUCGUGCUGUGAAUGUAAAUGCUGAAAAGAUACUGGAUCAUGAGUCUAAAUAUGAAUGCUUCUUUUCUUCAUAUGUCGCAUUGGUUGGCCAUUACAUUGCAAAUUCAUUUGACAAAGUUCAGAAGUCUUUGUUCCAUGAGUUUACAGCUGCAUGUGAGUUGUUAUUAAAGUUUUGUCUUCAGCGACUACAAAAUUUUGAUGUGCAUUGUGCUGUUCCACAAAAGAAUUUGAUGCAACUGAUUUCUGCGCUAUGUCUCGGCUCUACACCCUUCGUUCGAGUGGAUGUCAUCACAUUCACUGCUAUGCUGAAGUCUGCAGAACUACCUAUGAUUGUUCAAAAAGCUGAUUCUGAUGCCGAUGUAAAUUCACAAUCAUCUCAAGAUCAACCUUCUGGUUCAGCAUUCAUUGAACAAAUGUCUAUAGCAUUUGAAGUACAUGCUUCUGGAAUUUCUGUGACUAAAUCAGGUAAAAAUGUUGACAUGUCAGUGAUACUGAAAGAAAAUGUUGCCAGCUUAUCCCGUCUUACAAGGAAUGAUAAUUUUGCCCAAGUUUAUAAGAAUCUUUCAUAUCUAAAAAGAUAUGUGAACAGAUUUGCUGAUUUGAAGAAAGGAAAACCCUUGGUUCUGCCUGAUUCUGUAAGUUCCGCAUUGACCAUACGAAACGGUCUUGGACCUCUUGCUAGUAAUAUCAGCAUUGUUCUUCAAGCCAUAUCUUUGCCAAUGACUGAUGCUCUAACAACAGAAAAAAUUGAAAACUUGUCCAAACUUAGUUUAAGUUGUAUUUAUGCUGGUCUGUCUGUUGCAACAGCAAUGACCUUGAUAUCUGAGGAAGGCAAAACUGCAAACAUUUCAAGUUCUGCUACAGCCUCGUCUAGUAGUAAAGGGAAAGAGCCUGAUUAUGAAUCAAUUGCUGAUACCAUCAUAUAUGAAGCAUUUGAAAUUUACACCAAAACUGAAGAAAUUUUAACAUCAAGAUAUAGUUCUUCCCACGUUUUACCAAAUUUUCAGAUGAUGGCUGCUUACAUACUUUCACAAGGACUGUCUGUUAUACUGCAACAGCAUGGUACCAUUGCGAAAGAGAAAGGUCAUAGCAAGACUGAUAAACAAACCAUACCCGGAAUUUUCACUUUAGCUUUGGCUGUCACUCUAACUGAAAUUAUGGAAAAGUUAAUGGAUAAUUCUGAUUUCGAAGAUAUUGUAGAACAGUGGGAUUCGUUUAGUUUUUCUACUGAAGUUCUUGACAUCAAUGCUUCAAAUAAUGGAUUUUCAAGGUUGGCUGUACUUACAGAGAAAUGUGAUAUUCUUUCAUUACUGAUCAACAUACUGCAUUUGUACUACGAAAAUUCUAGUGGUAAAACGACAGAGAAGGUGUCACGAAAAGAUACCACGACUGCUGAUGAUUCUGGAGCGUCUGAUGAUGAAAACAAUCACGACAGAACCUUCGACAUUAUGGACGGUUCUGAAACAGAUUAUUCAUCAUUUGAUGAGGAUGUGCCGAAUGGAAGUUUUGGAUUUACUGGUGGUCCACUAUUUGGUGAAUGGUUCAUAAGAGUUUUAAACGAGCCAGGGAGUGAUGAAAUUGCAGAUGAACCAAUGCAGUUCGAAAUGUCACUACCCGAUGCACGGAGCACAAGAAAAUUCAUGUUGCCAGAAGAAGCUCUUGUCAAAAAUGAUUCAUUAAAUGGAUUCUUACAGAAAGCUAAAAUCUCAGAACUGUUGAGUAAUGUCAUCAGCUUGAUUGAUAAUAAAUUUGUGUCUUCAAAAACUGUGUGUAUAAAAACAUAUGUACAUCGUCAUGUCAAAGUUGGAUCUGUGGAAAAAUUGAUUGGUUUUUUAAACAGAUUGGAUGCAUCACAUAAGAAUAAUCAAUUGUUGAUGCGGUUGUUACAUAACCUACUCUCUUCCGAUCUUGUCAAUGAGGAGAUUGAGGAGGCUAUUCUAAAAGCUCUCAAAUUGGAUACACCUGUCAAGCAGUUGUUUGCAGACUCGAAAUCGUUGUCAAUUUUGUUCAAAAUUUUAUUUAAGCACCAAUUGGCAGAAAGAAAAGAGGGCAAGGAUCACCAAAAAACCGUUGAUUUUAUCCAGAAUCUGGUUGAAUAUUAUCAAAAUCCGGAAACAGGAGCUAAUGGAAUCAUUAAGGAUGUGGACGUGACAAUUUUUCAAAUGUGCUUAUUUCUCUUUCACAUGGUAUCGGCCUCUGCACAAAGGAAUUUCUUAAAAUCUGUGAUUCAUGCAUUGACACGUUGUAAUGAAGUAGAAAAACUUCCUAUUGCUACAUCACGCUUUGUCUUGCUAUUAGAAUAUCUCUUGCACCACUAUUUAUCUCCUUCAAAACAACUUUUUGCUCAUACUCAGUGGAAUUUAAUUACUGUGCAUUUGGAACCUGAUGCUGCUGACACCAGUAAUUUGGGAUUUGUUGCACUCGGAGGUUCUGAUUCUUGCAAAGCAUUCUCGCCAUUUUUGAGUAGUAUUCAACCUAGUAGCGAUUCUCAAACCAAGCCCACCAGUGACACUGAGACGGACAAUACCAAAUGUAAUGAUUUUUUUGACGAAAUGUUUUUUGAAGUUAGUGAUUUGGGAAUAUCGGGUGUGGAUAAAACUGCUGUGGAAGUUCUUAACAGCUGUGAUAUAUCAGCUGAUAAUCUUUAUAAAAUUGUCUUUUCUGCCAUGAAUGCAGGUGGUAAGUUAAAGCUUGCCUUUUGUGGCGAUGAAAAAUAUGUGGACGAAAGAAUGCCUGAAUUAAUGAAGCGGUUUCUUGUAUACAAUUUUCAAAUUACUUGGAGAUUGCACAAAAAGAUCAUGCCACUGUUGCUUGAGGAUAGUAAUGAAACAACAUCACAAGACCUGUCUUAUUUUCUGAUAGCGGCACAUUCUUUCGGGUUCAUGCUCAAUAAAAAUUUCACAGGUAUACCGAAGGAAAAUGCAUUCGAUGAGUUUGCAGCGCUACUCCAACAAUUUGUAAGCAAUCAUUUUGCAUAUGAAGUGGAUGGCAAUAUUGUUCCCAAAAGUGCAUUUCCAUCUUUCACAGAAAUUAUGGUAUUAGAUUGCCUGCUGCAUGAAGUAAUAAACACCAUUGGAAGACAAGAAGAAAAUUUUGAGACACCCCCAACACUAUUAUUUCCAACAGUCAUGAAAGUGAUGAAGCUGUUACGAUUUGUCUGCCGCUCGUACGUUAUGCAUGCAAGUAGAGAGCCAGAAGAGUCAUUCGAUUUGUACUCAUCGGUUAUGGAAACUGAUGUUGCUGGGUUAAAACUCAUUGAAGGUAAUUUGUUGAGUAGUGUAAACUUUCCUGAAAUGCCCAAGUCUUUGGACUCUGAAAUUAGCAAGUGGGAUUCGCAAUCUCGAUCAAGAAUAGCUGGAGACACAAAAAAUGAAAACAUUAAUACAGAAAACGUUUUUACAAGCUAUUUAAAAGCUCUCCAAAGCAAAAAUCCGUACUUAACAAUUUUACAAUAUCUUGCUGAAACUGUUCACCAAACUCUGGCAAAAUUGUCUUUAUGUGAUGAUGUAGGUAACAAGUCUAGUGACGUUUCUUCCUACAGAGAAUUAUUGCAGAUUGUUACUGAUACUCUAAUGAGUAGAUUUACUGACACCAAGUCACUUGGACAGGACCCCACUUCUGAAAAAUUUAAAGAGACUGUUUGGUAUCACGUCAUCCACCAGAUCUAUGAUUUCAUCAUCAACAUGAAUGCGAAGAGUGAAAUAGAGGAGAGGAAAUAUUCAACUGCAUUUUUGUCUUUCCUAGAACAAUUUCUUUCUCAAGAAAAUUCGUCUCACAUGAAAAAGGCCAUGCAUCAUUUCUUCAUAUCCUCAAAAGAGGAAAAAGAUGUCCUCACAAAAAAAGAUCCCAAAUCCCCACUAACAGCAUACAGUGGUAUACAAUUUAAAUAUUCAGGAGAUUUUGUUGCAUUACUUCUUUGUAGUACACCUAAUCAAAAGCUCUAUAACCAUGCGCUAUUCAGUCUCAUAUGCAAAAUGUUUGAUGGAAUUAUCGGUAAAACACCUGAUCCUCUCCUAAUCCCUAUCAUUGCUGAAAUGAAUAAGCUUGAGUCUUUACCACAAAUGGAAUUUGACAAAUGGUUGACAACCUUCAAAUCAUUUCUUCUGGAUUCAUCUAAAGAUUCUUCAAAAAAAGCUGAUAUUUCAUUGAAACUAGCACGUUUCAUGUCCCAUACGGAGUCACCUGUCAAUCACACUCUUGCUUUGAAAAUAUUGGAAGCUUCAAUGGUUGAUGUAGAAUCCCAUAUAGAAAGUGAUUCCAUCACUGAUUUCUUAGCAAUAUUGAUGAGUUUAGCAGAGGCAAAAGAAGGACAAGGCCACGACAAGCUUUUCAAAAGGCUCAGAUGGCUCAAGCUUUGCAGAGAAGAAAUGCAAACUUAUGACAAAAUGAAUGAACUGACUAAAGAACAGAUGAAUGUUGUAAAUGUAUGUGAGCUCAUUCUUUUUUAUAUAAUGGAUGUUCUUCUGGUUCUUCAUGAGAUAGAAGCUGAAGAUCAAUAUUGCAGCGAAUAUGAAGAUGAUUUAGUGAUACAUGACAAUGAAAAUACAGUGGAAAUGGACAAACCAAACGUCCAACCUGUUUUAGACUACGACCCAACAGAAGCAGAGGAUAUGUCUAGUAAACUGUGCACAUAUACAGUCACCCAAAAGGAAUUUAUGAACCAGCAUUGGUACCAUUGUCAUACAUGUGAAAUGACUGAGGGAAUUGGUGUUUGCACUAUUUGUGCAAAAGUAUGCCAUAAAGGUCAUGAUCUUGCUUAUGCAAAGUAUGGAUCUUUUUUCUGCGACUGCGGAGCUAAAGGUAGUAAGGCCUGUAAAGCUUUAACAAAGCGAGACCAGGUAAUCGAAAAUUCUUCAGAAAGAAUUCUAUCAGCUUCCUCCUCCAGUACAACUGUUGUUCCAUCUGCAUCAUCCUCCAUGACUUCUCUGCAGUCUAAAAAGAUUCUGUCUGCUGGAGCCAGUGCUACUUUCGUUGAUUCUACAGCCAAAACAGCAUCUGCAUCUGGUGAAUCUGAAGAAAAAUCGAGGCGACAUAAACGACAAAAGAUGAAAUUGUGUAAAAAUUUGGAUGGAUGUAGAAAUGAGAUCUUACAUUACCUGAGCACUGAUGAUGGAAAAGAACAAUGUGUCGGACUUCUGUUAGAUGUUAUUUCUGAUUUGGAAAAGAUUGUUGAAGGAAGUGAAUAUAGAUCGGUCACACCCAAUAGCACAGCUUACGCUCGACAAAUGAUGUCAAAGCUUCAUGAGACGGACAAGAUAACGUUGACUGUUGAAACUCUACUGGUCCCUACUCUUGGAUCUCAAGAAGGUGCUUUUGAGAAUGUAAAAGCAAAUUUUACUGGUGAGCAGGGACAAACUAUCAGACAAUUGAUCAAUACACAGAUGAUUUCAAGAGUUGCCAUGAGCUGUUUGUCAUCUGGUUCUGGCCGACGACAUCAUCUGGCUGUUAGUCAUGAAAAAACUAAGCUUACUAUUCUGCAACUUUCUGCUCUCUUGAAGCAAGCUGAUGCCAGUAAGCGGAAAUUAACACUUACCAGACUUUCAACUACUCAAAUACCAUUUACUAUAGUUACCUUGGCAAACAAUCCAUGUAAUGAAGAAGUAUUAGCUGUCUGUGGAUUGAAGGAUUGCCAUAUUCUAACAUUCACAUCUUUGGGAACAGUGAAUGACCAUUUGACUCUUCACCCACAGCUUUCUGCUGGCAAUUACAUCAUAAAAGCGCUGUGGCUCCCAGGAUCUACCAGCGAGAUUGCUCUCAUUACUGCUAAGUUUGUGAAAAUAUACGAUUUGUCAAAAGAUGUUCUAUCACCUUCGUUCUAUUUUCUAAUUCCCACCGGAAAAAUCAGAGAUGCGACUUUUAUGACACCAUCUAGUGGUGAAGAUUCUGUUCCGUGGCUUGUUAUUAUGUCAUCUUCUGGUUAUAUGUAUCACCAGCCAUUGUAUGAGUUUUGUUCGGCUACUCAUGGACCUUUCUACAUCACUGGAACCCUGUCUAUUGUUGAUGAUAGUCUUAAAGAGAAAAACGAUCAAGUUGGUUCUGGUGGAGUCGUUUACUAUUCUCACACCUUACAAUUGCUUUUUUUCAGCUAUGGAAAUGGCAAAAAUUUUGCUGACUUAGAUGUCAAAGCAGAAAAGGCAUUGAAAUUAUUUACUAUUGCAUUUAAAGCUACAAAUGGAAAAGCAAGUAAUGGUUCCAGUUUGGCCUUAUUUUCUUGGAAUGAAGUAACAAGCCAUCCUGGCCUAAUGACGUGCUUUGUAUAUAGCACUGGUGUUCCGGUGACUUUAUUAGUCGAUCCCGAUUGUAUUCGGUUGCAGGUAAUGAAAACAACAACAUGCAAAGCCAGAAUUCAAGAUCUCGUUGCUGUACGACAUUCAUCAUGGGUGAGUGAUGGAGAUAGAUCCACAUUGAUUGCUUUAUGCGAAGAUGGCUCUUUGAGAAUUUAUUUAGCAAAUCAAGAAACCACUGGUUUCUGGCUACAUCCUAAUCUACAGCCAAAAUCAGUAUUUGCUCGAAAAAAAAGUGAAGGUAAAGGUGUACAGAAGAAUUCGUCUGCUGAUAGUGCCAAGGCAAAAGAACAAGAUCAAAUAGAGCCAAUAUUUCCCGUUGAUUUCUUUGAAGACUGUCAGCUUAUCCCGUCAAAUGACUUGGAAUUCGGUGGGGAAUCAUUGCUUCAAGUGUAUAAUCCAAACCAAAUCAAGAACAGAUUGGCAAAUCAGGACAUGUAUAUUGUAUCAAAACAGACAUUUGGUAUUGAAGUUACCAUUAAAAAUAAAAAUAUGGUUGUUACUGGCAUCAGAAUGCAACUUGGCAACCGCGGCAGUGAUUUUGCACCUACACAUAUUUACAUUGAGGAUCGAUAUAUAUCUUUGGGACCACGGCUGAAAAAACCUAGAUGGUUUGAUUUCCCACUUACACGUGAAGAGUCCAUUCGAAAUCAAAGUAAACUUGUGAUUGUUUGUGGGUCUUCAGUUCACCCGGAUGACUAUAAUAUAGUCGAUAGUAUUAAAGUCUAUGGGAAAACUAAAGAAAAUUUUGGUUGGCAAGAAGAAGAGGCCAAAGCUGUUGCAGCUUCGGUAGAAGCUCGUGAAAAAGCGAAAGCGACUAAGGGUGGAAAAUCACAAGAAAAAUUGGAUCAUGAACAAUCAAGUGACGGGCCUUCAAACCAGCUUAAAUUUUCACAGGCAUCAGAUAGUGAUGGAUAUUCUAGCCCUACAGAUAAAUUACUGCUGGCAUGCCUGGCUUCAUUGAAUUGUACUUUUGCACAAGGUUCUGAUAUGGGAUGCAUAAAUGAGAAAUUAAAAUCUAAUGCUUUGAAGUUGGCGUCCAAACUUAUUGUACAGGAUGUUCCACACUCCGUCCACAGACAUGUCAAACAAUUGAUGAUGAACUUGCUUCCAGUAACGGAUGAAUAUCACAAAUUCAAAGAUGGCACUAUUCUAAAGCAUAUAUCAGAUACAUUGAAAAACAGAAAAGUUAUUGAAACUCUAGAUAAUAAUUCGGAUGAUAAAGGUCAAACCAAAUGGAAUCUACGCUCUGAUGAGUUUCAAAUUUUAUUAAUGGAACUUAGUCGCAUUUCGGUUCGAAGACCCAACAAUCUUUUGUCGCAAUUAGAGAAUGAAGAUGCGUCUGUUCAAAAUGAUGACACCAGCCAAGUGAUUGUGACACCAUCUCCCAUUAAUGAUCAUUACUGCACACAUAUGCAGGAUUUAAUGGAUAUACUCUUGCAAAUGAUCAAUGAAAAACCCAAGCAUAGAUCGUUGAAUCCAUUUUGCUUACCUGGCAUUCAGCACAUCGAGUCAUCUGUACAAGCUUAUGUUGACAUUGUUCAUGCGAUACCAAUGAUUCUUCCAUCGGCCAUUGGCAAAGCAUCCCAGAUUUAUUACGAUCUUUUAACAAGUAAAUAUGUACAAGUGAGUUCGGCUGCUAGGUCUGCUUUAAUACGCCUUCUGUAUUGUGCACCACCGUCUCAACGUCCUAAGCCUAGAUCUGUGCGCAGCAAUAGUAAAUCCACCGAUACUGCUCCCAGUACAAGGUCAAAUUCACCGCCAUCUACAAUGUCUAAUCAAGCUGUUGCAACGGCUUCUGGAAGUGGUGGUGUUCUGGUGCUGACCUCAGAUCAGGCUAAUCAAAUUCAUCAGCCACAUACUUCUUAUAUAAGAACCCAAGAGGAACGAGCAGAAUUGAUGAAUGAUGAAGAUGAAGACGACGAUGAUGAUGACGACGACGAUGAUUCUGAUGGUGAUAUGUUUGAUGAUGAUGACGUAGCUAUGGAAGAAGAAAUGAUGAUGGAGCAACGAGGCAAUGGUAUUGCACCAUCAUUGAACAGAGAGGAACAAUUACGGGCCAUGCAAGCGCUUGAAGAAAACAUGAACCAAGCUCAAAUCAGUUCAUCCAGUUCACAAAACGAAGAAAAUGAAAAUGAAGCUCCUCCUGUGGUUCAGCCGCAACAAAAUGCCUCGGAGGUUCAAAGUCAAAUGCAAAGAUUACAUGAUUUAAUGCAAGCUCCUGAAAAUCCAAAUUACUUUAUGCAGGAAGAUAACUCAAGCUUAGAAGAAAUGAUCAUGGAUGUUCAAGAUGAAGAAUUUCCUGGUUUUGAAGGCGACGAUGAAGCAAUGGUGGAAUAUGCUAUUGCCCUCAGUUUGCAGCAAUCUGGAGGUGAACAACAAAGCGCGCAACAACCCAGUGGGAAUGAGAGUGUGGGCAGUCAAGCCUUGGAACAAUUACUUCAAGUCAUGAACUCAGAAGCACAACAAAAUCAAGUUGAGGUUCAUCAUCCAAUUCAAGAACAAGUUUCAAGUUCUGUAGCUGAUACAUUGCCUUCUCAAAAUGUAGAUGCAGUGGAUUAUGCGGCACCUGAAGAAGAAAUUGUAAAUGUGUCAGCCAAUCAGAAUAUAGUUGAAUUUCAUCCUCCAGGAGAAGACUCUGAAGAUAAAAAUGCAGCAGGCUCAAUAGAAAAUGACAUACCAGACAUUAUGUCCGAGGUUGUUAACGUACCUUCUGAAGUGGAUGCACAGCCUUUUGAUUUUGAAAAAAUUGGCAACAUGCGAGCCAAACUUCUUGACGAGCUUAUUUCAAGGCUUCCUGAGAUUCUUCUGCUCGAAAAGGGUGAUCAAUCUAUUCCAUACUUCCAAGUCCUUAUAACACUAACAAAACUUCUUGAUCCAACCAAGGAAGCACAAAUGAUUGUAUUGGAAAAAGUUAUCUCUGGAUUGGCAGCUAACAUAAAUGGUGAAAAUCACAAUGAAUCACUAAACAAAAUAUCUGAAAGAUCUGCUUUGAAGGAAAUAUUGAGCAACAUAAUUCGAUGUUUGGUCAUUUUGAUGUCUGGCCAUACUCGCUAUGAUACAGCAGUUAACAAUGAUUCAGACAAACUUGUUGAUUUGGACGAUAUGGAUAAACAGCCAACAACUAUAAGCGGAAUAACUGCAAAAAUAUUAGUUGAAAAAAAUGUGAUUGGAGUCUGUAUAUCACUAUUGAAUGAUAUACUUCAGCAACAUUGGAGUUUGACUCUGGAGAAAAACAAAGUCGACGCAGUGGUCUUAACAAAAUUACUCAAACCUAUACCUACUUCCCCUAUACCUGACUAUUCUCCCAUUAUUUCUCCCCAAUAUGUUAAAGCUCAUUCGUCAGACAUCUUUGGCGCAUAUGUUGAAAUGAUGACAGAAAGGCUUUUGCAUCUCCCUUAUCGUUUCAAAAAAUACUAUGACACUGAGAAAAUGUCGUUACCUGAAAAUCUGAAACAUCAUUUUGCAGUCAUACCUCCUGAUGAUACUAGCUUUUGUUGGAUUUUAUCUGAUUACAUGCUUUCUACUGAUAUUCCAGUGAUAAAAAGAGUCAGAAAAUUGUUGUCGUAUCUCUGUGGAACAAAAGAAAAUUACAGAGAAGUGAGAGAUAUUCAUGCAUUAACAAGAUAUAUUGAAACCAUAACAGAGACUUGGGAGAAAGCAGAUGGAUUAAGCAAGCUUGGAACUGUCAAUUUUCCGUAUGAUUUGCUCAUUUCAAUCGUUACAUACCUUGAAGCGUGUUCUGCGUUGCUACCAAGCGAACAAAAUUGGCAGAAGUUUUGUUUGAGCAUUAACAAGUCAUGCAUGAAAUUUCUCUUGAUCAGUAUUUACGUCAGUGAAAAUGUUGCCACCUCUAUUUUGCAGUUGCUCAUAUGUGCAGUGAGUGUGAAAGACAAAAAGUCUGAUGCUAUCAAAAAAGAUGUAAAAUCAACAAAAACUACAGCCAAGACCUCAAGCAAGACACCUCUGCUAAAUGCAUCCACUUCUGAUAGAAUUUCAACUGCUGGAAAUGCAGAAAUGGCUGCCAAAUUAUCGCAAAAAUUUUUGACUGAAAUAGACCAAAAGUGCUUGCAUGCUUUUUUGCUUCGAUUCAUGUUAGAAAUCAACACAACAUCUGUACGCUGGAGUGCCCACGAAUUUCUACUACAACUCUUCAGAAAUUGUGACGCUGAACUCCGAACUAAACUAGUCAAUUCCAUGUGGCUGUUAUGGCCUGCAGUUCCAGAAUAUGGACGUAAAGCUAUUCAGUUCGUUGACUUACUCGGUUAUCUAUCAAUUGAAAAUGGCUUGGACCCUGAGAAAUCUGAACUUUUUACAGAUGCUGCUUUUGGCAUGUUGAAGAAACAAAACUUACUUUUGACCAGCCAUUCAAAUUCAAUGUUAUACAUGCAAUUGUCGAAUUAUGUCGAUUUUGAGGGAUACUAUCUAGAAAGCAAUCCUUGCUUAAUCUGUAAUCAACCUGAAAUACCGUUUUCUUCCAUCAAAUUGUCUAGUAUAAAGUCAGAUACAAAGUACACUACAACCCAGCAAAUAAUAAAACUUGUUGGUAGUUACAGUCUUCAAAAAGUCAUUAAAAUUACUGAUAUCAAACAAACAAAGAUGAUUCGAACUGUCACGCUACUAUACAACAACAAAAAAGUUCCUGCAAUUAUUGAACUAAAAAACAAGCCGGAAUUGUGGCACAAAGCCAAGCAAGUUGUUUUAUCCCAGGGUCAAAAUGAAGUGAAGUUUGAUCUACCUUUGCCAGUUGUUGCUACGAAUCUGAUGUUAGAAUUUUCCGACUUUUAUGAAAAUGUUUCAGCAACCACAGAGACCCUGCAGUGUCCAAGGUGCAGUGCAUCUGUUCAAGCAAACCCUGGUAUAUGUGGAAAUUGUGGAGAAAAUGUUUUUCAAUGUCAUAAGUGCAGAAGCAUCAACUAUGAUGAAAAGGAUCCAUUUUUGUGUAAUGUGUGUGGAUCAAAGCAUGCAAAAUUUGACAUUACUUUGUUGGCAAAACCAUGCUGUGCCGUUGAUACAAUUGAAAAUGAAGAAGAUAGAAAAACGGUUGGGGUUGUAUCAGUUCUUUUGGAAAAAGCAGACCUUGCAUAUUACCAGAUGCUUGCGUACAAACCUGACUUGGAACAUCUCUUGCUUCAUAUAGAGAAAUUAACUACAGAACCACUUCGAGCUAGUGCAAAGUCUGUAACAACCUCAUCAAGUACAUCACAGAUUGGCCCUGUUGGAACACGAAUACCUGUUCUGUCAGCUCAACCGGUUGCGCUUCCUCCAGGAGUAAGCGUAGUAACUGCAUCAGGACUAGGAUCUGGCGUUAAUAUCCACAUUCGGCAGCUGGCACAAAAAUAUUGUUUUGAAGCAAAGAAUUCAUUCGAUGAACUAUCUAAAAAUGAAAACGUUUUGGCAUCCAGAAAAGAAAUUGUUGAAUAUGAUCAGAGACAGACAGGCAAUUCUGGCAAUAAAGGUCUGGUGAAUAAUGAUCAUAAUGCUUUGUCCUCCAGUUCAUCAAGUGUGAGUGCGAAAAAUUGUUAUGGAUGUGCAGCAUCAACUGCAAAACAGUGCAUCAUUCUUCUCCGAGCCCUCGCAACUGACAAAACAUCACGAAAACGUCUUGUAAAUAAUGGCUUAAUUGCUGAACUAGUUCAUAUCAGCUUAAAACGAGGGAACUCAAAAGCUAGGAAACAGGUGCAAGAAUUGAUUGGCCAACUCGUUAAGAAUGAUCCUGAGGCAUCUGCAGAACUCAGCAACAUAUUACUCACAAGAAUAAUGUCUGCGAUGAUGCAUCAUAAACAAGAUCUGUUCCCAGCUGCUGUGUCUUCAGAGAUGAAUCUCCUUGUUUCAAUGCUGGGAAUACAAGACCAGUGUUGGCAAGUAAGACUCAGAACUGUGGUGCAGUUAUUCCAACUAUCAAUUAAUAUGCAAUCACCAGCUAUCGUUGAGAGCAUCACUUUGCCUUGUUUAAAAAUGCUACAAAGUAAGGCUGCACCCGCAGUGCCAGCUAUUUCUUCUAAAUUGAUAAAAAUUGCUAAAAAUGCACAAGAAGUAACAGUCAAUGCACAAGGUUGGAUUGCUUCUGAAAAAGAUCAGGAUUUUUCAGUGUGGAAAGAAAAUAAGCUGAAAUUUGGUGCCAUUAAUACUUCAGAAGACUUGACGAAAGCAUCUAAAUCAGAAGUUCGUGACAUGCAUCUCAUGGAGAAGUAUGCUACAAAAUGGAGAAAAUAUGUUAUUGCGAAAAAGCUUGAAAAAUCAGAUAUUCCCCAUGUUAUUCCACAACAUCGAUGGCUACGGCAAAUGCUCUUUUGUAAAUCUUCAAGAGCAGUACGCCAAGCUGCAUGCAGUAUUGUGAAAAGUUUAGCUGAAAAUCAAAGUCGCAAAGCACAAGUUAUUAGAUAUGCUUACUAGUUGCUUGGAUGAAUGAGUUCUGCUGGAGAGGCUGCUGCAGAAUUCUUUUUGAUGUAUCGACUUAUACAUGACCCUCAAUGGAAAGUCUAUCUUGCUGGACGUGAUAUCCUUCCCUUUAUUGGAGACUCAUUGAUCGAAAUUGCAAAUUUGCGCAAAUUGGAGGAGACUACAUUAAUGCUUGAUUUACAACAAGGAUAUUCCUUGAAAGAACUGACCGAACUGCUUUCAGAAUUAGUCCAUGUUGACUACAUUCGACAGCACCACAAGAGCAACCUAGUAGGAACUGUUUUGAAUGGAUAUCUCAGCUUGAGAAAACUUGUCAUUCAAAGAACGUCUAUCAUAGACGAUACACAAGAACUUUUGCUUGAACUUCUUGAGGACAUGACUACUGGAACAGAGUCGGAAACCAAAGCUUUCAUGGCAGUGUGUAUUGAAACCAUCAACAAAUAUGAGCUCUCUGAUAUUCGUACCCCUCAAUUUAUUGAACGUUUGGCAAAUAUUAUCUUCCCGGAAGAGAACAAUACAAAUGAAUUCUUUCUCUCUCUUGACAAAGAUCCUUUACAGGAAGAUUUCCUUCAAGGAGAAUGUUGGAAACCUUACUCUAGUAAUGAACCUGGUUUGGGUCCAGUUAUGCGUGAUGUCAAAAACAAGAUUUGUCGAGAUUGUGCUGUAGCUUUACUUGAAGAUGAUAAUGGUAUGGAACUACUUGUCAACAACAAAAUAAUAAGUCUUGAUUUAUCUGUGAGAGAUGUUUACAACAAAGUGUGGUUACCAUCACAUAGUGAGGAAGAAGCGAUGAGAGUUGUUUACAGAAUGAGAGGACUUCUUGGCGAAGCAACUGAAGAUAUUAUCGACAAACUAGACCCGGAAGUCGACAAUCGGGAUGAGGAAGAAGUUUAUAGAAUGUCUUCUGUAUUGAGCUCUUGUGGUGGAAUUGAAUCAAUGUUACAAAGACUGGAAUCUGUUCAAAACUUAACUCAUGGUAGACAACUUGUUGUAGCAAUUAUGAAACUGAUGACUUAUGUUGUCCGUCUGAAAUCGAACCGAAAAUACUUAAUGAAACAAGAAUUGAAACACAUUAAAUGUAUACUUGGAACCUUAAAUUUGGGAUUGCAAAGUGGUGAGGAAGGAGUACCAUUGGUAGAACAACUACUUCAAGUUAUGGACAGAGUGUUGCAAGAAACAUCUGAUGACAAGACUGAAUUUGUUACUGGUGAUAAGGAAAAAUUGACAUUAUUGCUUCAACAAAUUGAUAGUGAAGUUGUACGACAUCAUUCAAAAAUUCUUAGAGGGCUGAUGCGUAUUAUACCAUUCCUAUCAUUUGGGGAUACUGACUUGAUGCAAAUGCUCAUUGAUCACUUUAAAUCUGCUUUGGAAUAUGAAAAGUUUGAUGAAAAUCACACAGCUGAAGAUGCGGUAUAUUUAGAUUGCUUCUGUGAAAUCAGCACAGGGAUCGAAGACAAUGAACAUGGUGACGAACUGAAAAAUUUAAUAAUAAAAAAUGGUAUUGUCAAUAACACACUUGCAUACAUCAGCCGCUAUGUUCCUCAACAUAAAAAGUUUGAAUCAGAAGAUUGGAAAGCAUUUGUUUCUCGACCUGCUCUGACAUAUUGUUUGCGUCUUCUUGCAGGCCUUAGCGCGAAGCAUACCGCAACACGCAUUAUUGGACAAACUAGUAUACCCGAUCUUCAUCGCUUAGAACAAGUUUCCACUCAAGAAAGCAUAGGCUCACUUGCAGAAAAUGUACUUGAAGCCAUCAGUGAGAAUCCAGAUGUUGCUAACAUAAAAGAAGUUCGUCGAGAAACACGAGCAGAAAAGAAACGACUCGCAAUGGCCGUAAGAGAAAAAGAACUUGGAGCUCUAGGCAUGAAAACCAAUGCAAAAGGACAAGUUGUGACUCAAACUCCCCUGCUGAAACAAAUUGGAGAUUUGGUUGAUGAAUCUGGCUUAACAUGUAUCAUUUGCAGAGAAGGUUAUAAGUUUGAGCAAAAAGUUCUUGGAAUUUAUACAUUUUCAAGAAGAUGCACAUUAGAAGAAUUUGAAAACAAACCAAGAAAACAGCAAGGGUAUUCUACUGUUUCACACUUCAAUGUUGUUCAUUAUGAUUGUCAUACAUCAGCGGUUCGUGCAGCAAGAGGACGCGAGGAAUGGGAAUCUGCAAUGCUGCAGAAUGCCAAUACUAAAUGCAAUGGUCUUCUCCCAUUAUGGGGACCACAUGUUCUAGAGUCAGCUUUUGCUACUUGUUUGGCACGUCAUAACACAUAUUUGCAGGAAGCAACUGGUUACAAAGAACCUAAUGUUACCAGCACGGUUCAUGACUUGAAGUUACUUUUCCUUCGCUUUGCAAAUGAAAGAUCUUUCAGUGAAGAGACCGGCGGGGGUGGACCACAGUCUAAUAUUCACUUGAUUCCGUAUAUUCUUCACAUGUCCCAGUAUGUGAUUAAUACCACACGAAGUUCACCUAGAGAGGAGCGUAUGGUUUCACUCUUCUUAGAAGCUCCAAAGGAAUCAUGGGUAGAAAGCAGUUACAGUGUUGAUGGCCCGUUGUACAUCACGGCCCUCUGCUUGUUUGUCUGUGACAAGGAAAAGUGGAUGUCAAACAGAUUUUUGUUCCUAAAGAGAUUAUUGGCUUUAUGUCAGACUCGACAAUCUUCGGCUUCGAUUAUAAAUAAACUGACUGAUUGUGUUGUGAAACCAUUCGACACAUAUAAGCCAUUCUUACUCUUUUGGGCCAUGGUAGAUCUCACUUAUACUGAAUUAUUCAAACAUGUACCAAAAGUGGAAGGAUCUGAUACAUGGUCACAGACUCUACAAAAUUAUAUUCGUAACAACGAUUCCGCUUUGCAAGAAACUUCAGAAAAAAUGAUGUCAAAAUUUCAACAAGAAUUUCUAUCAAUUGCUUCAUUGGAAGAGUUCGUCGAUGUUGCAGGACUGCAUGAAGAUGUGGAUGGAGAUGUUCAAGUAUUUAUGAAGGAGUUGUUUGAAUCCCUGCCUAAGUGAUUUUGGACAUCGAUAUAUGUAUAUCUUAUGCUUUUUGUGAUGCUUUAUUUAAUCAGAUAAUGUUUAUACUUAUAUUGACAGUUUCAGCCUAUACUUGAUAAAGUUUCUUAUUUUCACAUUUGGCAAACAAUCCAAAAAAUCAUUUCACCUUAUUGAAAAUUUCUAAAUGCGAGAUUUCAGUUUUUCCGAAUUGGCAAAAACUUCAAGCUUUUUUUAUAAUAUUAUUCUAAAACAUUAGACAAUUAUUCUGGGUAUAAUGGGGUAUGAAAAAACAAUUUUAUUUUGUCAGUCAGUUGUCUGUAUUAUUUGAUGAUACAGUGGAAGGGUUUUAAUCCAAAAUGUCCUUCAAUGAGUGAUUAUUCGGCGCUGACAAAAGGAUUAUCACGAAUCACUUACUUCACAUGUUUAGCAUUUUGAUUUAACUUUUGAUAUUUAAAGUUCCCUGUGUUAUCAAAUGAUUGACAAUGUUUUUCUUUUAAACCACUGAUUUGCUUGUUGUUUUUUAUUUGCUCUCUGUGCUGUGAAAAUGUUCUAUGUUCUAAGCCUGGUUUGCUGUAAAAGUUAGGGAUAUCCAACCAUUGAAUGAUGUAUUCGGAUUGCAUAUUAAAAACUUUUUCUAUUUUUCAGUUGAACUGUCUUGUCAGAGUCAGUCCUUCCACUAUAGUCCAAAAGUUGGAACUUUGUUCUUUUUCUUUGUUACAGUUUGUUUCCUAACCUUUUUGUAAUGAUUUGCUAUUCUAUUCAGAUUUGAAAAUUGUAGUAGGCCUAUAUUUUAAGUUAAAUCGAUUGAAGGUACCCAAAUGAAAAUCGCAUAAACAUCAUGAUUUGUACAAAUUUGUUGUACAGCGGUAAAAUACUUUUAGAACGACUAGUGAAAUUUUUCAACCUAGAUGCUAAGGACACCCAUGCUUGCUUUGAUAUAAUUGUGUGUUUUUUAGAUUUAUUCCAGUCAAAUGCAUGGUGUUUUUUCUUUGAAUGAUGUCAUAUCUUAAAACUCUUUUAAAUGGCUUGAAGUUUCUUUCUGCAAAGUUCAUGUUAAGAUAAGCAUACAAUUUCUUAAAUAGUUAACUUUCCCGAUCAAUUUUGUACAUACAUUGCUUUCAAAAAUGUUGUUGAUUAUAUAUACGAUUCCGACCUUGUCAAGCUCAAUAAAAUGUGGUUUAUGAUUUGUUAAGUCUCGUAUUACGUUAUAUGUAAGCCUGAUUUCAUAUUUAUGCAGUUUGUCUGAUAUAAAAUAUACACCCGUGCAGCUUG